Messenger RNA from Zootermopsis nevadensis, 1429 nucleotides. RefSeq lists its product as uncharacterized. Lineage: Eukaryota; Metazoa; Arthropoda; Insecta; Blattodea; Termopsidae. The record is from RefSeq and is a predicted model, not a curated record.
UAUAACUGAUUCAGGAUGAAGACUUCAGCUUCAAUUACAGUGGCGUUACGGGUCACAGUACACCGGAUCACAAACAGCACUGAUCCAUUCUCGCCAACUGUUUUCUUCUACAAGUGGAAAAUACCUUCAGGUGGGGGUAACGAACUGGUAGAGUAUAUAACCGCGUGUCUGAAGGUCCUUGGUCAUGGGUCAAGUUUUCGAACAACCAGCAACAACAUGAAAUCCUGCCUUGUUUUUCUCUUCGCGUUGGGGCUUACCUCCGCCACGGAAACCACCGUCAAGAAGCUCACUGUUUUCGGUGUUCCAGGAGUAUCGUCCACGUCGGACACUGUCGGGUCCUCAUUUUUCGGCUUGAAGUCUGUUUACCCGUACAGCAUCCCCGUAUCAGCAAAUCCUUUCAUCCCAUACAACAUUUACUACCCAUUCGUGCCCAACGUACUUCGCAGUGACUUCCAAUCCGUUCCUAUCAGUAUUCGUGACGUUUAUAACAAACCCGUCACGAUGAUACUGAAAUCAAAGUCGGGAGUUGAAGGGCUGACAGCCUAUAUCUUGGAGAACGGGCUCUCUUCAUUGGCAGAGAACCCUGAAACCAAAUUCAUUCACGACCUGAUAAAGACCGGCUCUGAGAAGACUGCAGUCGUGGUACAACCCACUGUGCUGUCCAACACCCCUGCUUUCAGGAUCCUGAAGGACAUGUCUGUUGUUAAGCUUGAGGUUCCCUCUGGAAUCAAGUUCUCGAACCUAGUUAAUGUCAUCAGCACCAACAUGCCUUUCGUAUUCAUCCAUGACAAGGAAGACGUAAGCACUUUUGAAUCUGAAGGCUUGGUAAAAGUUGGAAGCUUGGAUAUCGCAGAUGAAAAAGUGGUCUGCGCGUCAUGCUUUUAAAUACAAGAAAUUUUGUCCAUAUUCACAACAACAUACUCUUGAAUUCAAUAGCAUUCCGUACGCUUUAUUGCAAAUAGAUAUAAAUAAUCAGAGCAUAUCUUUCUGACUUAAAAUAACAAGUCAGCUCCCUUUCGUGUUCAGAAAUGUGUUUCAGAUAUCAGCAUUUUACCAUGUUUCUGUGAAACAUUAAUUCUGAUGUUCAGCCACUUAAUACCAGCUAUUAAUCAAAAUGCUUAUCAUCUAGUCUGAGCCCUGACUGAAUACCUUAAGCGGUAAAAUAUGUACAGAUUCUGAUAUAAAUUGCUGAGUAAAAUUUAUUUUACGAUGUAAUAACAAAUACAAAAUAUCCAAGAAUUGCCCUUCAUAAAAUGACAAGAAACAUCUGUAUCACUAUUCCCACAUUUCAUCAGCAUUGUAAUACGUGGAUCUGGUAAAGUCUGAAUUAUCAAUGACUAUAUGUUCGAUUCCAAUUCAUAAACUGUUCAAUAUUUGUGAAUAUAAUAAAUGUACUUGAUGGACUUUUGAAAUAAAAUUAUACCUUGCA